Molecule: messenger RNA, 4920 nt
Organism: Myotis daubentonii (Daubenton's bat)
Lineage: Eukaryota; Metazoa; Chordata; Mammalia; Chiroptera; Vespertilionidae
Gene: NSUN4
Product: NOP2/Sun RNA methyltransferase 4
Exons: 7
Coding region: 336-1343 (335 amino acids)
Biological process (GO): rRNA methylation
Cellular component (GO): mitochondrial large ribosomal subunit
Molecular function (GO): RNA methyltransferase activity
Source: RefSeq, a predicted model, not a curated record
CGCGCUGCAGUUCCGGUCGGAACUACCCGGCGGGGCACGCUGACAUGGCUUCGCUGGUAGUGAGCGGGGCUCGGCACCUGCUGAGGCGAGCGGACUUCGCGAAGGUCCUGCGGAGACACCGACAUAAGAAGAAAUGGAAGUCAUCCUAGAAGUUCCCAGUUUGGUUUGAACCCCCAAAUUUCAAUGAACUCUCCUUUUCCUACCUUCCUGGGGUCUGGAAACUCCAGAAUUACCCUCCACCCUGUGAUUGCAUUAUGGUUUUUGCCACUGCAUAACCUUAGGCUGCCACAGAGCCCAAAUUUCCUGCCACUCGCCUGGCUCUGCAGAAUUUUGACAUGACCUACGGUGUGCAGUUUGGAGAUCUUUGGCCAUCGAUCCGGGUCAGUCUUCUCUCAGAGCAGAAGUAUGGUGCACUGGUCAAUAACUUUGCUGCCUGCGAUCAUGUGAGUGAUGAACUGGAGCAGCUGCAUGCCAGAGACUUUGUGAAUAAAGCCCACUCCCAUGGGGAACUGGAGCCUGAGAGUGGCCAGACGGCAGCUCCAUCCCCAGCUUCCUGGGCCUGCAGUCCAAACCUUCGAUGCUUCACUUUCACCAGAGGGGAUGUCAGCCGUUUCCCUCCUGCCAGACUUGGCAGCCUAGGUGUCAUGGACUACUACCUGAUGGAUGCUGCCUCCUUGCUGCCUGUCCUGGCCCUUGGCCUGCAGCCCGGCGACACCGUGCUUGACUUAUGUGCAGCCCCCGGGGGAAAGACACUAGCAUUGCUUCAGACUGGCUGUUGCCGCAAUCUUGCUGCCAAUGAUCUCUCCACUUCCCGAACAGGCAGACUUCAUAAGGUCCUUCACAGCUAUGUACCUCAAGAUGUUAGGGAUAAAAGUCGAGUUCGAGUCACCUCAUGGGAUGGCAGGAAGUGGGGAGAACUGGAGGGGGACACCUAUGACCGGGUGCUGGUAGAUGUGCCCUGUACCACAGACCGCCACUCCCUUCAUGAGGAGGAGAACAACAUUUUUCAGCGGUCGAGAAAGAAGGAGCGGCAGAUGUUACCUAUGCUGCAGGUGCAGCUUCUUGCGGCUGGACUUCUUGCCACAAAACCAGGAGGCUACGUUGUCUAUUCCACCUGCUCACUCUCACACUUACAGAACGAGUAUGUGGUUCAAGGUGCCAUCGAGCUCCUGGCCAAUCAAUAUAACAUCGAAGUUCGGGUGGAAGAUCUGACUCAUUUCAGAAAACUUUUCAUGGACACGUUCUCUUUUUUCCCAUCCUGCCAGGUUGGGGAGCUGGUAAUCCCGAACCUCCUGGCCAAUUUUGGGCCUAUGUACUUUUGCAAAAUGUGUAGACUGACAUAGUAUCACCCUGUUCCUGGAGCCCUGGUGUGUGAAGACAAAGGGUGUACUUCCAAGGAGGCACCGGAAACUGAGACCAUUGGCAAAGAUGCACUCUGGGUCCUAUCUCCAUCGUGUUCAAGUCUUUCUAUAGAUAGUUUUUAGCAAUAGGAAGUAGGAGUUUUUCUGUCCUGCUGUCCAGUUGUGGAGCAUCAGCAGGUUUCUAACUCACUUAUACUCCACCUCCCACUUUCCAUCUCUAAGCCUAUACUAAACGUUCCUGCUCCAUUGGGGGCUUAGGAGGAGGAGCCAGUGAGCAGGCCCACAGUUUAUACUGUAAACUUGGGAAGAAGCAUUUAGUCAAUAAAAUUGUUGAAGCUCCAAGAGCUGAGGUUAUGAUUGGGGGCCUCAUACUAAUCCAAGUACUGUUAGUUCUACUUGUACCAGCUGCUGCUCCUGAGCACUAGCUCCUAGGUGGCUCAAUGUCUGGUUACAGAGCCCCUCUGACACUUGAGAUGAGAUCUGCAUGAUCAGUCUUGCGCAGUCGGCGGGCCAAAACAAGGCUCCCUAGUUUCUCCAUAUGGCCUAUGAUCUAAUGUAAGAAACAAGUAACUAAAAAUGGUAAGCCACUGCAGUCAGCUUACUUAAAUUGAGAAAGCUCUUCUGAGCUGAAUAAUUCCAGCUAUUCCUCCUGCUCGCAACAGCACUGCUGCCCCAUUGUGGCUGGGGAAGUGUCUUUACCACAGGGUUGUGUUACUCUUCUGUGUGUCUCUUCUAUUGUUCAUUCCUCUAGCAAGUAUUCUUUGAGUUCAUGUAUGACAGGUAGCCAGGGAGAUACUGGAGAUGUAGUAACUGGGAUUGUGGGGGAUAAUGAGGCCUCAUCCUUGGGAAUGGCAGUGCUCCUCCUUUGCCUUCUGAGCACCUAGGAAUCUCCUAAUGUCUUACUAUGUUCUGGUUUUUUUUCCUUGUUCCUGGUCUGUGGCUGAGCUCUGCUGCCAUUUGUUUGACCCACCCCACAUCACUCAAGAGCUCUUCCUCCGGCAUCAUACGGACUCACCUCACACAGUGUGUUUACUAUUUGCAUGCCAAUUAUAUUAUUACUAGAUGCCUGGUGCACUAAAUUCAUGCACGGGGGGCGGGCAUUGUCCCUCAGCCUGGCCUGCCCCCCCCAAGUCCGGGACCCCUCACAGAUGUCCUACUGACGGCUUAGGCCCCCCUCCUAGUGGGGACCUCCCCCUGUGGGAGGGGACUGGUCAAUCAGGUAUAUAGGUACUUUCUGGAGGCAGCAUGGACUCCUUCCUUAUUUCUUUCCUCUGUGGUUGGAGAACAGGGGACUAAAAGGUGGAGACGGAACUGUGGCUGGGCCUGGGGCAUUUGUAGGCAGUGGAAAGAGGGAGAGGACUGGGGAAAGUCUAGACCAGCCGUGGGCAAACUACGGCCCGCUGGCCGAAUCCGCCAGUUUGAAAUGAAUAAAACUAUUGAAAAAAAAGACCGUACCCUUUUAUGUAAUGAUGUUUACUUUGAAUUUAUAUUAGUUCACACAAACACUCCAUCCAUGCUUUUGUUCCGGCCCUCCGGUCCAGUUUAAGAACCCAUUGUGGCCCUUGAGUCAAAAAGUUUGCCCACCCCUGGUCUAGACACAUUUCCUUUGAUUGUCCUCCCUUCCUCAGGGCCCCUCCCUCCGUUUUUUCCUUCUCAUGAUGGGUGCUUGGACCGACUGGAGCCCAGCGAUGGUGGUGUUCAGUUCCCUCACUUCUCAGCUGAACGUACGGCCAGGUGGGGCUGUUUUCAAGUGACUAAAGUGCUGGGAAUCCACAGCUCCCAGCCUCUCCCUUCUCGGUUUCCUUCUUGGGUUGGUUGCAAAGUUCACCAAGACACAGAAGCAGCUCUGCCCUGGUAGUUCUGCACUGCUCCCUGCCCAGGCCCCACCGGGCACUCUUCUGGAGUCUCCAGGCCCACAGUCUGCGCUUGGGGAGGUCGCCUGGAGCCCAUUCCCCCUGGGCAGUGGGGUAGGGGGGCUAGCUUGGAGAGCUGGAGGAAGAUGGCAGAGUAACAGUUUGUAUGAACUGGCUGGUGAGCCAGACCUCCUAAGCUCCCCACCAGGCCCAGGCCGGGCCCCUUCCCUGCACCGGGAGGACCCCGGCUGAGGUACCCUCCCUGCACCCAGCGCCCUCCUCCCUGUUCCACCACAGGGCGGGAGCAGCUCGCCUGUGGCACUCUGGUCCCUGCCAGCUAGGCAGGCAGGUGGCAGCACAGGCGUUGUGGUGGUGGACUCGAGCCUCCUCUCCCUGCCUGGAGCACAGGGUGGGUCUGCGACUCGGAGGCAGGCUCAGGGCUGGGGCGGGCACACAGCAAUAGCAGGCUGGGCAGUCUGUGCACGCUCACUCCGGGCUCCAGCCCGCUGGGCACCUGCUGAGGAGCAGCGGCAGCAGCAGCACUCCUCAGCGAGGCCCUGCGCCCCUCGCAGCUGCCCCUGGGCACUGUGCAUGGAGACACUGCUGAGACACUGUCCAGCCCAGGACCUGCGGGAGCUGGGGUGGACUCAGGCUUGGCCGGCUGUCCCUGUCCCUGCCCAUCAGUUGGGAGCAGCCUACACCUCCGAGGCAGCUCGAUGUUAGCACUUGACUUCCGCCCCUGUCCCUGCCCACCAGCUUCUGCCUGGUCAUGACUCGGACACCAUUAGGAUCAAAUUAGCAUAUUACCUCUUUAUUAUAUAGGAUUGUAACUUUAGCACAAAUAAGGCAAUACCUUAAUGACAGGGAUAUUAAAAAUUGCUUGUGGUCACAUGUAGCUAUUGCUUUUUUAAUUUUAUUUUUUUUUUCUGAAAAACUGGUCCUUGUGCAGAAAGGGUGCAUAUUUUUAGUUCUUCCCACUAAUCCUUUCUCUUCCUCUUCUGUCACUCUAUUUGCUCUUUAUGCCUUUUCCGCUAGUCCUUAUUUGAAUAUUAGAGGUACCAGCUGAGAAAGAUUUUAGGUGCGGUUAAGGCGUCCUUUCUUGGGAUUUGCAUUAUAACAGGUCCCUGGAAGACCUUCCAGACUCAAAAUCCUGGUGAAUCUAGGAAGAUGGGUCUCUAGGGAGUAGGAUCAUCAUUCGCUUCUUGUGUGGUAUGUGCUCCUGCCUGUUCUUUACUCAGCUACCUGGCCUUCUGCCCUUGGCCUCCUGGGUGUGCAAGUUGUGCUAGUUGAAAGCAAAGCAGAGAUAAUCCAAGAUGAGAGCGUUUUCUGCCCCUGGAAUCCAAGUCUAAUUGGAGACAGAGAUACCCAGGUAAGAAAAGCAGAGAAGUACUUUUAAAAAGAGUUUAUCUCCUGUAACUGAAUAGUAACCUACUCUACAACCCAGUUAUUCUAGCACAUGGGAUAAAUCCAAGAGAAAUGCAUAAAUGUACACUGGGAGACAUGUACAAGAACGUUUAUAGCAGCCCUGAUCUCAGAAAUCCAAAUGCCUAUGAACAAGAAUGGACAAACUGGUAUAUUCACACAAUGGAAUAUUAUACAGCUGUCAAAACAAAUGAACUACAGUGAAAUAUAGUAUGGAUGAAUCUUAGCAAUAAAAUAUUUAAAAAAUGUAGUCCCAAAAGAUUAAAUGUAGCAUGAUGCCCUUA